CAUACCCAAGCAAGACCCCUAUUAUGGUGAGCAAAGUGUGUGGAGAAGAUGUCAGCCCUCGAAAAGCGCAACUUCCAGGCCGACUGGCAAGCCUUCACUGCUGAUUCGAUCCCUACCAAGACAAAAGUGGAUGCCCUGGAAGCCUUCUUGAAGGAGAAUCCGCCUUUGUUACAAAAUCCAGGUAGUAGUCAAGAUCCACCCUAUCGUCGCCUAGUCGACUUGGGCUGUGGCAAUGGAACACUCUCGGCAGAAAUGGCGUCCAAAGGAUACACGGUUCUGGGACUCGACAUUAACAGCGAUGCCAUUCAGACGGCACAGCAGAAGUAUACCGCGGAGAAGGAUGCCACCGCCAACAAUCAUCUAUCCUUUCAAGUGGCCGAUAUUGCCGGGGCGUCAUCAUUGAAACCCGACCUUACCAGCAGCAACUUCCAUCUCGUCGUUUGCCAAUUGGUGAUAUCCGUCAUUGGGGGGGUGGAAGAACGUCAACGGCUUUUGCGCAAUGCUUGGGAUCUACUGGUACCAAACGGGUUUCUAUAUCUGUCGGCUUCUGGGAUUUCGGAUACCAUCAAUGAAGAAUAUGCCAAACUAUACGAGCAGGACUCUCCAGUCAUUGGGGAAGCAUACACUUACUUUUCCAGAGACUCCAAGCAAGACAACAAAAUACUUUACCAGACCCAUCACUUUAGUGCUGUGGAACUACACGCCUUACUUGAAGAGGCUGGGUUUGUCACUAUUGUCAUCGACACUGUCAAAGAGCAAAGCUCUCGGCGACCUGAUCAGGCUGCCUACUUUCACUAUGUCACUGGGCAGAAGAAACCCAAAUGAUGAAAUUGACGAGGUGAAUGGUAAUACAAUUGGAUGCAUCGACGUUACUGUAGCCAGGGGAUCUUUUUUGUUUUGGUUGAGUUGUCCUGAUGACUUGUUGCCAUUUGCAGCUGCAACGUCUUGGGCUUUUUAUCCGCUCUGCUUGGAAAGAAUUGGAACAUCGAAAGGUUGGCGAAUCAACUCGAUUAGCUAGCUAGUAUCUUUUUCCUUGCAUUUAUCCUCCUGUCCACAGUCUGUGGCUGACCCCCCACAAACAUGCUGGACUCAAUGAACUUUGGCAUUCAACCUGGCCCCUUGAUUCAAUCUGAGGCGAUCACUCCAGUGACCUUCUGAGGCAUAUUUUUUUUAAAUGCAGCAGAUCCAAAGAGUAACUCAACAAGAUGUGUAAUAGAACUGCUACAGUAGCUUGGCUAGUGGCGGUUCGUUGCUACAUACCAUAGAGAUCUAAUAGUAUCCAACAAUUUUCGUUAGUUACACUAGCUAGAGGGUCGAUCUAGCUCAUUCUAAAGGACGC
This is a messenger RNA of Seminavis robusta, 1339 nucleotides long. The record is from the annotation of a GenBank genome assembly. Lineage: Eukaryota; Bacillariophyta; Bacillariophyceae; Naviculales; Naviculaceae.